UUUCUGUUCUAUAUUUAUUUAACUUCAAAUCAAAUUUCUGUUAGCCUUAAAUUAUUUUGCCCAAAGAAAACAACUGAAAUAUCGCACAAUGGCCGAUGCCUCGGGUUUGUUGAUGUGAAAGCCUUUCACAACACCCAAGUGUCAAUUAAAGACUAAUUUCAAUGUAGCUCAACAAUUUGGUGAAUGCUCUAACUAAUAGUUCUAAUUAGAGUUCUAGCAGAGGACUACUAAUUGCCAAGGUGCAACUCAGGUGGUUGCAGUUGCCAAAUUGCCGCUAGGUGCACUUAGUCCGUCGCAAUGCGUUGCAUCGUGUGGUACAUCUCGCUGCUGGCUCUGCCAAGCUUGGUAUUAGCUGCUCGGUUGGGUGGGCGCACCAAACGGUUUCUCAUCUUUCCACGUCAAUCGCCCACAAGACAUCUGUUUAUUGCGGGCAUAGGCAUUCCCGCAGAUUUGUCCUAUGAAUCCUUGGUCAUUGGUCAUGUACUUAAAACCGAGUUUUUUCUGCCCUACAAUGCCACCGUAUACAGGCAAAAUCCCUAUUUGCCGGAAUACAAACACCAGAGUGUUCCCAUAAAUAGUAAUUUGAAUCAAUUGCGACUGCUGCAAAAGCAGCCAAGCCAAUUGCGUUGGCAGAUUUAUGCAUACAUUGAGCACAUGUUGGAUAAUUAUGGCUAUAAUGGCCACGAGUGUAUGCUGCAAGCUAUUUGUGAGGCGAACACAAUUCAGUUCUCAAAGGACUUUAGCGUGGUGCAGGAGCUGUUGCACGUGCUCUUCGCGCCCUCCACAUCCCUGAAUGCAGCUGCUCCCGAGGCAUAUGACUUCACUUUGGCCGAGAAGGCAAGCACAAAGUCGAACAGUUGUGAGAUCUAUGAUUGUAAUCUGAAGCUACUUGAUUGGUUUUCUCAAGUAAUGCACAUAAUUUGAAACACUUUAAAUCUUGAAUAAAUUAAAUAUGUAUUUUUAUAAAGAAAUUAAAAAAUUAUUAUAAAUAAAU
Drosophila mojavensis is the source of this 994-nucleotide messenger RNA. RefSeq lists its product as uncharacterized. The record is from RefSeq and is a predicted model, not a curated record. The coding region runs from base 298 to 924 and encodes 208 amino acids. The transcript is spliced from 4 exons. Lineage: Eukaryota; Metazoa; Arthropoda; Insecta; Diptera; Drosophilidae.